This is a messenger RNA of Podospora bellae-mahoneyi, 2788 nucleotides long. RefSeq lists its product as uncharacterized. Gene Ontology annotation, molecular function: magnesium ion transmembrane transporter activity. Gene Ontology annotation, biological process: magnesium ion transport. Bases 868 to 2670 code for a protein of 600 amino acids. Lineage: Eukaryota; Fungi; Ascomycota; Sordariomycetes; Sordariales; Podosporaceae. The transcript is spliced from 2 exons. The record is from RefSeq and is a predicted model, not a curated record. Gene Ontology annotation, cellular component: membrane.
UGUGGCUGGUGCCCAAAGCAUGCCAGGCCUGGUGAUGCAGGCACGCACCGACAGCCCCAGCUGAGCUGCGUCUUGGCCUGUCCCUGUCCACUGUCGCCGAAUGUCCCCACGGUGGAAGUGACGGGAGAAAGGCCAGCGUUUCGUCUGCGAAUCGUUGCUCACCCGCUCAUCUCGUGUCCGAAGUGUCUCCAGAUCCACGAUGCGCCGCUUUUGCGAACCACAUCUCUGACCGUUCCCGGCAAACAACUUGCUGAACCCGACCGCGGUGGCCCAGUGGUCUCACAGCUCUCAUACCGCAACCAGGAGCAGCGCCGGGCCUUUUUAGUGGCCUCUCUUCCCCAGGCCCAGACCACCGUGCCUCAAGAUCGCAGUCCCCCCGUAAGCCAGCCUCGACCUCGGCCACUGUGGAUUUGAACGACACGAGAAACACUCAUACGCCGGGCUGUCUGCAAACCUUCUGCAACAACAAACACCCCAUUGCUCCCUUCUGAUCGAGUGCCCGGGAACUGGUAGCGUCACUGAGUGACGUUUCCUGGCAGCGGUCAGACACAGCAUCUUUACUCUUUCCCAACGCGAACGGUCGACGAAGCGCCGGCCCACGAUUCAGAGUUUCCACGCCUACCACCUUUUCAAUACAUUUUUCGAGUAAACAGGCUUUGGGCACCUCGUCUAUUUUUCUUUCUUUUUGUUUCCUUUUUUGUCCAGUUCAGCUACGAUUUACGACUAGUUCCAUCCGAAUCCUAACCACCGAUUUUCCUUUUGCCUAUCCCAACAUUUCAGCACCACAACGAUUGCCCAUGCGAACACAAUAGGACACCGUUUACUUGCCCUCGAGAACCGCCGGAGGACUGGUUGUCUACUGGCGCAAUGGGGCUUAUAGGCGGUUUGUCUCCUGGCGGGAGCAUUGCUCUCGGCAUUAUAGUCGGCCUUCUAUCAACCAGUGUUCAGAGCUUGGGUCUCACACUCCAACGAAAAUCGCAUAUUCUCGAAGACGAAAAGGGCCCUUACGAUGUUAGACGCCCGCCCUACAGGAGGAGGAGGUGGCAGCUGGGGAUGGGAAUGUUUAUCAUUUCCAACGUGCUGGGGAGCUCUAUCCAAAUAUCAAUGCUCCCUCUGCCGGUAUUGUCGACAUUACAAGCUUCCGGACUGGUGUUCAACUCGAUUUGCGCCACCCUGAUACUCGGAGAACCGUUUACGAGGUGGUCAUUAUGGGGGACGUUAUUGGUCUGCAGCGGCGCCGUCUUGAUUGCCAUAUUUGGGGCGAUUCCCUCGCCGACACAUACGCUUACGGAGCUGCUGGAUCUGCUUGGGAGGCGGCCGUUUGUGAUUUGGAUGUCGUUCCAGGCGGUAAUAGUGAUUGCUAUUGCGGUGGCAACAGAAUUCGUCAGCCAUUUUACAACAUGGAUGCAGGACACACGGUUUCGUCUGGCAAGGGGUUUUGCGUAUGGAUGCAUAAGUGGCAUACUAUCUGCGCACUCGCUCCUGGUUGCCAAGUCAGCUGUGGAGCUCAUCAUCAGGACAAUUGUCGAUGGGGACAACCAGUUUGUACACUGGCAGUCGUGGAUGUUGGUUCUGGGUCUCGUCACGUUGGCCCUCAGCCAACUCUACUACCUUCAUCGGGGGCUUAAGCUGGUCUCGACGUCGGUGCUUUACCCCUUGAUUUUCUGCGUUUAUAACAUUAUCGCGAUUCUGGACGGCCUGAUUUAUUUCCGUCAGACAGACCUGAUAGGCCCGCUCCGCGCAUGUCUCAUCGCCCUUGGAACAGCUAUUUUACUAUCUGGCGUUCUCGCGCUGUCAUGGCGCCUCAGCGACGAGCAACAUACCCCUGGUGUCGGCCAGUCUUCACUCGCACCUGGUCUUGGCCUUGUGGAGGACACGGACGGCGAGGAAGAGGAGGAAGAGCUCCUGCUUCACUCUGCACUUGGUGAUGAGGAAGAAGCUCGGCCGCUACCGCCACCACAUUACAGCAGCUACCAAACCUUUAAGCCAACUCGUACUUCCUUGGAAACCCCUGCUGAACAACCGCCGGUAUCACCAUUGGUCAUGCCAACACGACAAAGGCCAACGGCACGCUCGAUGAGGACAGUCUCCAACCGCUGGACAGAACGAGCGGAGAUCUGGGACGAGCUCGAAGACAGAGAGUCACCAGAGCCCAUACCCCCUGUUUUGAACAGACGGCGGUCGACUACGCUGCCAGCUAGGGAGACAAUCGCUGCCCGUCAAGCGAUAAGGAGGGGUGUGACCGACUUUCCCAUUCUGGGCGAUGCACCAGCAGAUACGGAACCAUUAUUACCCUCGUCAGCCUCGCCAAGGAGGGACUUUAGGCGAAGAAGAAAGUCAACUGGCUUUCCGGGAUUUACCGCACGAAGAAACUCAUCCAGGAAGACCUCGGGCGGUGGAUUACAGGACGCGGUGGGGAACCUGUGGAAGAUGAGGUGGUGGAAAGGCAGCGGCAGUAGGUCUGCUAGUACCACGCCGAUUCUCCCGACGACGGAGGAUUCGGCGACUUGGGGCGGUGGGGCAGGAGAAUCGUAUAGAGAUACCCCUGUGGAAACAUAUAGAGAUGAGGAGAGUGUUUCGAGAGAUCCAAGAGCAGAGAGAAGUAGAUCUGAGUCUGGGGCAAGGAGGCUUGUGGGUGGUCAAGAUGAACCUCCACCACCGCCAAUGUAAAGGAAAGCAUUCAUGGCCGGCGUUGAUUAGGGGUUUUGGGUUGGGUUAGUUUUGCUUAAAUUCAGUUGUAUAUCCAAAAAUGCAUUAUCUUGAGUUGCAUCAUUCGAUGCGGGAUUAG